AUGCACCUUUCAGUGAGUGGCUUGGCUGCCAUGCUGCUGGCAUUCACCGAGCUUGGUUCCGCUGAGGCAGUAUGCAGGAACCCUUUGGUCAGAAAGGAAUGGCGUACCCUCAGUAACAAGGAGAAACAGAGCUACAUUGCUGCUGUGAAGUGCUUACAGAGUGCACCCGCCAAGACCAGCUCCACCUACCCAGGCGCAGUCUCGCGGUUCGAUGACUUCCAAGCAGAACACAUCAACAGAACGGACUUUAUUCACUUUGUGGGCUUCUUCCAGCCGUGGCACCGCAUGUUCGUGGCUCAGUAUGAGGCGGAUCUAAGGUCUACUUGUGGUUAUACUGGGGCCCAGCCGUAUUGGAACUGGUCUGCUGAUGCAACUUCCGAGGAAGCUUUCGUGAAGGCUCCCGUGUUUGACGCUGUCAAUGGAUUCGGAGGAAACGGAAACUACAUCGACUCAUCAAACGAUACUAAUGUGCGACUGCAUAUUCCGGGGAAGACUGGUGGCGGCUGUGUCCAAAAUGGCCCCUUCAAGAACAUGACCGUCAAUAUGGGUCCAGGUUGGGAUCUCCUGACAAGCUUCUACGGGUUUGAUACUAACACACGCGAAGGAUUCAACACCUCCUACAGUCCUCACUGCUUGACUCGUGAUUUGGCACCUCCAUUCGCGAUUGAAAAGCUCAACCACGCGGCAGUGCUUCAUGCACUUGAAGCACCGAAUUAUUAUGAGUUUGACAUCCGUGUCGAGGGAGGGGUCGAUGUCCCGGGCAUGACCUACCAUGGAGGUGGCCAUCUUGGUGUUGGCGGAGACCUCGGCGAGAUUGGGAACGUGUACUCUUCACCUGGAGAUCCGCUCUUCUACCUGCACCACGCGAACAUGGAUAGGCUAUGGUACACGUGGCAGAAGCUGGACUGGCCGGCGCGUAGGAGUGACAUUGGUGGACCAGACACGCAGUUCGCCUACCCUUUCGCCUUUUUUGGCGACAUUCCAUACUCAAACGUGACGCUCGAUUAUACCAUGGAUUUCGGCUCACUGCGGAAGAAUAUCAAGAUUCGCGAAGUUAUGGACCCCCAGAGCGGAGCUCUCUGCUACAAGUAUCUUUAG
Messenger RNA from Neoarthrinium moseri, 1098 nucleotides. RefSeq lists its product as uncharacterized. Gene Ontology annotation, molecular function: oxidoreductase activity. The coding region runs from base 1 to 1098 and encodes 365 amino acids. Lineage: Eukaryota; Fungi; Ascomycota; Sordariomycetes; Amphisphaeriales; Apiosporaceae. The transcript has 9 exons. The record is from RefSeq and is a predicted model, not a curated record.